Molecule: messenger RNA, 950 nt
Organism: Spinacia oleracea (spinach)
Lineage: Eukaryota; Viridiplantae; Streptophyta; Magnoliopsida; Caryophyllales; Amaranthaceae
Product: agamous-like MADS-box protein AGL62
Exons: 1
Coding region: 227-784 (185 amino acids)
Biological process (GO): positive regulation of transcription by RNA polymerase II
Molecular function (GO): RNA polymerase II cis-regulatory region sequence-specific DNA binding; protein dimerization activity; DNA-binding transcription factor activity, RNA polymerase II-specific
Source: RefSeq, a predicted model, not a curated record
ACAGAGUAUCUUCUUCUUCAACCAAUCUUUUUCGUUCAACCUAAUUUGAGUUUUCUGGCAGAAAAACUUUGAUACAAUUAGCAAGUUUUCUUGGGAAACGUGAAUAUUAGAUUGAAAUCUCGUUUCCCAUUCGUUUCCGGGAAGAAUUCAGUUUCAAAUACGUCUCUAUUCUUCUGAAACGAUUUUGGCGCGUUCCGAAAAGCGUUUCCCGGUUAAAAUUACUACCAUGGAAGAAGUUGUUCAUACGGAGAAGAAGAAGAGAACAGGGAAAAGGAAGAUCGAAAUUAAGCCAAUAAUCAACAAAACAAGCAAACAAGUAACAUUCUCGAAGCGUCGAACAGGGUUAUUCAAAAAAGCAAGUGAAUUGGGUUUAUUAUGUGGGUCUGAAAUCGCUAUUAUCACCUUCUCUGGUGCUGGUAAACUCUUCUCCUUCGGUCACCCUACUGCCGACGCUGUUAUUCAUCGUUACAUUAAUCAAUCCAACUGCAUAAACGUCGAAAAUAGUAACGACGAUAAUGGUAAUUACAACGAGAAUAACUUUGGUCAACUGUCGGAGCAGUACAAGAAGGUUCUGAGCAAUAUUGAGGUGGAGAAGAGGAAGGCUGAUGUUGCGCCAUCAUCGUCGUCGUCUAAUGGUGGUUUAGGGUUUUGGUGGGAUCAGCCGAUUGAUAAUUUAGGGGUUUUUGAACUUGAACAAUUAAAGAAUUCACUUGAGGGUUUUAGGGAUGAAAUUUGUUCGAGAAUCGGUUCGAGUUUGUUUGACGAUAUUGAUUUUGGAAAUUAGGGCAUGUUCUUAAUUAGGGUUAAAUUUAAUAGUUAGUUAGUUAGUUAGUUAGUUAAUUAGCAUUAUCGAUCUAGUUUAAAUUUGAUCAAAUCUACUAUAGAACCCUUGAUUUUUUGGGAGAUGGAAUCGAUCAUAUCUAUCAGUAAUUUCUGUGAUUUUGCAACAA